AAGGUCGCUUCAAGUUUGCUCACUUACUUGAAGAAUUCUUGUUGAACGUUCUAUAUUAUAUGUAUACGAAAUAGUAACACAGUGCUGAUUCCUUAUCCAUCAGCUCAACAUCAUCUCAUAUAUAUAAUCACAGCAGAUAAGUAAAUGAGAGAAGGCGAAAAUCGGUUAUGAUAUAUGGAGCUCAAGGUAUGCAUUGAAAAGCAAGUUUCAGAUUCAAACAAGUCCUGGCUAACUAUCUACAUGGGAGUAUCUGUAUAUCGCAAAAAUCAUGGGCGCGCUAAUCUAAAAGCCAACAAAAGUACAAAACACCCGCUAUGCAACAUAAAGACAUCAUACCACCCAGCCACUUUAUGUGUAUGUACAAUAACAUGCAUGUGGUGCAUCCGUUAACUAGUAUACAGAGGGGAACUGCCCUGCAGCCGUGAG
Molecule: messenger RNA, 426 nt
Organism: Aspergillus pseudotamarii
Lineage: Eukaryota; Fungi; Ascomycota; Eurotiomycetes; Eurotiales; Aspergillaceae
Exons: 1
Coding region: 175-390 (71 amino acids)
Source: RefSeq, a predicted model, not a curated record